AUGCAAAGAAUGAUGUCAGCGAUGUGUCCCGGAUCGUGUUCUGGGAGAGGCGGCUGUUACGCCUCGCCGACUGGCCCAGAGUGCCAAUGUCGCGAAGGAUUCGCCGGUAAAAUGUGUGAAAUUGUUGUCGAGAAGACCACAUCCGCCGUCGUCGCCGCCUCCGAAGACGCCAGUGACUUCUGGUCCAUUCUUCUCGUAUCGCUGCUCGUUCUCUUCUCCCUUCUCGGUUGCUGUGGGGCCAUUGUCUGGUACUUCCGUUCGAAAAAUGGAGACCGAAUCGGCGGGCUGGAUGAGAUUUCGAGCAAAGCGAAGACCGCACCGAAGAAAAUCAAGGAGUAUUUGGAGAACUUGGUCUAA
Caenorhabditis remanei is the source of this 357-nucleotide messenger RNA. RefSeq lists its product as uncharacterized. The record is from RefSeq and is a predicted model, not a curated record. Bases 1 to 357 code for a protein of 118 amino acids. NCBI's taxonomy places the organism in Eukaryota, Metazoa, Nematoda, Chromadorea, Rhabditida, Rhabditidae. The transcript is spliced from 2 exons.